AUGUGUCCCAAGAGCCAGGUAAUCUUCACCUUGAGACAGGGUCGGGGCGGCCAAGGAUGUGAAGAGUGGCUUGGAGGUGAAGUCAAAAGGUCGGAGCUUGACUGGGAUCGUCGAGGUGACUGCCAAGACAUGAUACGAUGCUCCCUCGGAAAAGCUACCCCGUAA
This is a messenger RNA of Pyricularia pennisetigena, 165 nucleotides long. RefSeq lists its product as uncharacterized. The coding region runs from base 1 to 165 and encodes 54 amino acids. The record is from RefSeq and is a predicted model, not a curated record. The transcript is spliced from 2 exons. Lineage: Eukaryota; Fungi; Ascomycota; Sordariomycetes; Magnaporthales; Pyriculariaceae.